This is a messenger RNA of Sphaerodactylus townsendi, 3091 nucleotides long. It is a transcript of the gene SMYD5, whose product is annotated as SMYD family member 5. Bases 18 to 1253 code for a protein of 411 amino acids. NCBI's taxonomy places the organism in Eukaryota, Metazoa, Chordata, Lepidosauria, Squamata, Sphaerodactylidae. The transcript is spliced from 10 exons. The record is from RefSeq and is a predicted model, not a curated record.
GGCGAGCGUGGGCCAAGAUGGCGGCGCCCGUGUGCAGCCACGACGCCUUCGCCGGGGGCCCCGAGGCGGGGGGCCAAGCGCGGCGCGCCCUGGAGGUCCGCUUCGUCAGCAGCGCCAAGGGGAAAGGACUGUUUGCCACCAGGAACAUCCGCAAAGGGGAGACAAUUUUUGUCGAAAAGCCGGUGGUGUCUGCCCAAUUCCUUUGGAACGCCCUGUAUAAGUAUAAAGCCUGCGACCACUGCUUGCGAGCGCUGGAGACGGCGGAAGAGAAUGCCCAGCGGUUGCUGGGGAGAUUCCUGGCCCUGCCUCACCCUGAGCAGUGCAGCAUCCGGAAAGAUCUGCAUCAGCUCUGCCCCAGUUGCCAGGUUGUGUAUUGCAGUCCAGAGUGCCGGCAGGCAGCCUGGGACCAGUACCACCAAGUCUUAUGCCUCGGACCCUCCAGGGAGGACCCCAGCCACCCCCUCAACAAACUGCAAGAGGCGUGGCGGAACAUCCAUUACCCGCCGGAAACGUCAAGCAUCAUGCUGAUGGCACGGAUGGUUGCGACCGUCAAGCAGGCCAAAGACAAAGACUGGUGGAUCAAAGUGUUCUCUCAGUUCUGCAGCAAAACCGCCAACGAGGAGGAAGAAAUUGUCCACAAACUUCUGGGGGAGAAAUUUAAGGGCCAGCUGGAAGUUCUACGUGUGCUGUUCACAGAAGCCCUUUACGACGAGCACCUCAGCAAGUGGUUUUCCCCUGAAGGCUUCCGCUCGCUGUUUGCCCUGGUGGGUACCAACGGCCAAGGGAUGGGAACCAGCUCCCUAAGCCAGUGGGUCCACGCCUGUGAUUCCUUAGAGCUUCCCCCCAAGGAGCGAGAGCAGUUAGAUGCAUUCAUAGACCAGCUUUAUAAGGAUAUCGAGAAAGUUUGGGGGAGGGGCUGUGGCCCAGUGGGUAGAGCGUUUGCUUUGCAUGUGGAAGGUCCCAGGUUCGAUUUCUGGCUUCUCCAGUUAAAGCAGCAAGUAGUUGGUGGUGUGCAAGUCCUCUCCCUGGGACCCUAUCAGGAUAGACAGGACCAAAUUAGAUGUCUCAAGAGUUGCAUUCAGGUGACUGCUGCCCCUUCUCCCCUCCCCAGGGAAAAUUACCUGUUUACCUGCUCCUGUCCCAAGUGCCUGACCCAAGCCAGCGACCCUGACGUGACGUCGGAGGAGGAAGAAGAGGAAGGCGAAGGGGACCCGGACGACGCGGAGCUAGAGGACGAGAUGACUGAUGUUUGAUCCUGGGAUCUGGGGUGGGGAGGGGGUCCUCAGAGGGCGACGGUUCUGUCACUUCGGAACCCGGCCUCUGCCCAGGUGCGAAGUUCUCGCCCUGCGCAGGAAAGGACUGCAGACUCCCCAAGAGGAUCUUGGAGGCAGGCCGGACAGUCUCCUGCUUGUUUACUCUUCUGGACCGCAGUCUCUUUCCCGACGCCAAAAGCGAGCUGGCUCUUGACCCUUGGCCACAGAGAAUCCCCUCAGUGGGGCCCUCCGGCUGGGGAGGAACCACGUAGUUGGGUACGGUAAAUAUUUCGCCCUGCGGAACCCUUCUUUUUGAUUCGAGCCAGUGGAAAUGAGCUAGGGGCCGAUCUUGGCUUCGACGGAGCAGCUGUUGAAGUCGGGCGUUGCGGAAAUGUCGAAAGAGGGAGUGGGCCGAGGCUCGGGAUGCAUUUGGCUUUUCCGCUUUCUAGGGCUGCGAAAGCAGCUCUGUCCUCUCAACUCCUGCAUCUCAGAUCCCUGCAGGCAGAGCCUGAAGACGUCAACUCCCCUUCCUCAGCAGAUAGAUUGCCUCUGCACAGGAAGGUUCUGUUGUGCUGUGGUCAUUCAUUGCUGUACAUAAACUAGGGAUUUUGUGUUUAAAAAGCAGUCCGAAUCCCAGACCUUCACUCUGUUUUGUGGCAGUGAAUUCCACAAGAGCAUUCAGUGAAGCAGGGCUGUUUCUUGGCCUCUGUCAUCUUCCAGUUACAGAGCUGGGCAGGCCGGGGGGAGGGGGGGGGCUGUUUCUUUAUGGGGUGGGGGUCCUUUACCAGCAGGAAAAACCUUGCUGGUCAAUCGUGAAAGGUCACUGCUUACACUGUUCCUGUUACCCAUGGAAAGAAGCAGAUGAGACGUAAUAUGAGCAAAGGAACUCUGUCCAUGUACAGAGUGCCUUUCUAGGCAGUAAUGAUAGCCACACCCUGCCCUCAGGUGCAGAUUGCUUUCAGAUGCCUGAAUAAGUUGGUGGUUCUGUCUUGGGGUGUUCCCUCUCUCUUUCCCCCUCCCACCCUCUGCUCAGCUGCCUUCCUUAACACCACGAAGUCCUGGUUUGCCGUUCCAGGGUUUGGUUUUCACCAUCCCAAACCACGGUUUAAUCCCUGUUGGUUUAGCAAGAGGACGCACCCCAAUUUGUCAUUUCACUCGAUUCACCCAUCACAACAAAGUGGGACGUCUUCAGUCUCCGCACAACAGGGAACAGCCUUUGGAGGCAGGUUCUUGGCCUGAAAAGACACAAGCCCCUCCCACACCUGCGGAAUAAUGCACUUUCAGUCCACUUUCACAAUUGUUUGCAAGUGGAUUUCCAGCUACAAAGUGGAAAUCCAGCUACAAAGUGGAUUAAAAGUGCGUUAUUCUGCAUGUGCGGGAGGGGCCACAGUCUGUUCAAACACGUCUGCUUGGGAAUUUGGGUUUCCUUGAGACCCCCGAAUUGUAGGGGGGAGGGAGGGGGGUGUUGAUCACAGCUGCCUCUUCUCAUCGGAGCAAAUUGGAAAUGUCUGCAUGACGGAGUCUGGUAGCUAUAAUUCUGUACUGCCUCUAAAUCUUUCAGGGCCAUAUUGUGCCUCCAUUCUGGCCUGGGUGCUAGGCAUGGGGAAUUCAGCCUGGCCCAGAAAGAGAAGUAUUUGACCUCCCCCUGAUUCAAACAACCCACAAUUUCCAGAUCCUCUUUACGGGAUCUGUUCUCCGCCCGCGGCGAGACUGCAGAAGCUGCCGGUUGCGCUGACAUCUAUGCAUAACGCUGUUGCAUUGUGAAAAAGGCUGGUGCGUCUUAUUAAUCGGUUCCGCAGAAAACACGUGACAUGCAAUAAUAUUCCUUUUGCACUUUU